Molecule: messenger RNA, 702 nt
Organism: Phlebotomus argentipes
Lineage: Eukaryota; Metazoa; Arthropoda; Insecta; Diptera; Psychodidae
Gene: Osi9
Exons: 3
Coding region: 1-702 (233 amino acids)
Source: RefSeq, a predicted model, not a curated record
AUGAAGUCACUGUGUGUGUUACUUGUUGCCAUAGCUGUGGCCAGUGCCAGUCCAUCUGAGACAGAUGGCCUCCUCACGACAGCCCUCAGAUUUGUCAAGGAUUGUGGUGAUAAGUCAAUGGUCCUAUGCCUAAAGGAACGCGCCUUGCACUACAUCGACGGCAGCCAAGGUGAUAUCAACCUGUCCGAGGGCGUGAGCCUCGUGCAGUCUGAGCCCGUGGCUUCCGGACGAUCACUCAACGAGAUCGUCCUGCCCGCUGAGCCUGAGGCCCGCGAGUCUGAGGUUGACUCGCUGUUGGUGGACCGUGUGGCGCGCUUCUUGGGCUCCCACACCCUGCAAUUCAAGGUGCCCAAGGACUCCAUCCAGGAAAUGCAGCGAUCUCUCGAUGAAGCUCGUGGAAAGGGAAAGAAGACCAAGAAACUCCUCCUGCCCCUCCUGCUCUUGUUCAAGCUGAAGGCUGCCGCCCUCCUGCCCCUGGCCAUUGGAUUCCUCGCCCUGAUCGCCUUCAAGGCCCUGAUCAUCGGCAAACUUGCCCUCCUCCUGUCCGGCAUCAUCGGCCUGAAGAAGCUCUUCGACUCCAAGCAAUCCCAGAGCUACGAGGUGGUCGCCCAUCCACACCACGGCGGCUACGAGGAUCACCACGGACACUAUGCCCGAUCCUUCGACGCUCACAACCUGGCCUACAACGGAUACGCCCAGUAA